CAUCCCCCAGAAAUUGAAGCCAAAAUACUCAGUCACAACAUGCAAGGCAACCUCAACAACCCAAUUGCUGCUGUUGCAUUUGUGCUUCCGUAGCUGUCAACGCGGUUGGAAGCAACUGAUCCCGGAUUUCAUCUCUGCCAAUCGUCCGCUUAUUUGGGAGCGAGGAGGUUUUCAGACUUGUCAUCCAUCUUCUUCCAUAUAUAUAUAUAUAUAUACAUAUUUUGUUCUUUUCCCCCCUGCCUUACAAACAUUGUCUCCGUACCAUUUCGGAAGGGAAGGCUGCUCGAAAUAGUUGCAAGAAAAUUGUACUAAAGGCUUCCGCAGCAUUUACCUCUUGGAUUCUCCUUGUAGAAGACAAGAUUUCACCUUCCGGCGCAGGUGCUCUAUCGCCGAGAUAGGAAAAUGUGCUUCAUUCUGUUUCUGAUUUUGUGUGAACAGAGAAGCAGGCAACUGAUGCAAGCCUGGCAAAGUCGUGGUUCAGUUGUGAGAAGUAGACGGGAGUGUUGUUAGAGUUUAGAGGUGAAUUUCAAUCACUCUGCAGCUUCUUGCUUUGAGUUCAAGUUUUCGUCGAUCGUUAUCCACUUGAAGCCUAGCGAACCGUGACGAAAUUCCCAUCUCUCAUAUAUUAACUCUAGGCUAUGAUACGUUUUAGAAGAGUGCACUCUAUCCGUGUUUAAUAUGGAUUUGUAUUUGUGAAAGAUGUAGUUGGCUGUCUUCGUUCCGCGAUUUUGCGACUAACUUCCAUCCCAGGCUAGACGUUGAAGAUAAGAAUCAGUCUCUUUUAUGAAGCACAAUCAAAGCGUCUCCAGUCGAUUAUAUAGGGGAGCGUUCACAUUUAAGGUGAGAUCGUGAGCGCUGCAGAAUGACUUCGCUUCGAUUGUCGUCGACGCUCUACACAUCGUGGUACACAUUGUUAGGCCAGCACUUGAAAAUUUUGUCGGCAAGAGUAGUCACCAACUUGCAGUAAAUGACACAUCUUCUAGGUGAAUCUUUAAAAUGAUUUUUCUCUCGCGUUUGAGUUUGUGAGUGCCAUUGGCGAGAAGCUGACUGAGUCGAAAAUCUUGCUCAAGUCAUCUGGAGGUCUCGAAUCAAUACGUAAUUCUUAUUCUGGGAGCGUCACCAUCUGCAAGUCUCCGGACUUGUGGUGGUCAUGUCGAUUUUACAGUCGCCAACUGAAUGGGGACCGGUUGGAGCGGUGGCCAAAGUGGAGCAGCUACCUCCUGCAAAUUCGAGGAGCAGCGAAGCGAGUCGAUCUGAUGACGGUUCCUCUGCUGCUCACCCAUCAAAAUCGGGAACACCUAAAACCUCGACUGGUGUGAUUAUUGGUGGCAUUUCGCUGACUGAUGAUGGCGCAACCAAAAAGAAGCGGGGUCCGAAGUUCCUCGUGAAGCAGUUCGGAAUGAUCACUAAACCUGCCAAUGCAAGUCCCCGGCGAAACUUUAAACUUCUAGGUCAAGACUACGUAGUUCCGAUUCCAGGAUCUAGGGCUGUGGCCAGUACUAAUGAUUCGGUGUCUGUAGACGCAGAUCUAAAGGUUGAUAAUCGGGAUGGAAAUGCUAAUGCAGAGCCUUCCAAUAACUCUGUGAUUACACGCACAGAGCCAGUACUGGAACAGCAGGGGAAUGUAACGGAAGAGCCGCCUAUGGAGUUUGUAGGAGUAUCUACGGACUUCAAAAUAGAUAAGCCCGGGGUUGUGAAGGAACAGCACCGGAAUGUGGCAAGGCCGCCUAUUGAGUUCGUAACUGUACCUGUAGAUUUUAAACAGGAGAAGCGGGGAGUUGUUGAUAGACCGCCUAUCGAGUUCGUCACCAUGCCCGUAGAUUUUAAGAAAGGGAACCGCAGGGUUGUUCGAGAAGACCGACCUGUAGAUUUUGUGCCGAGGUGCUCACCGCGAGUUGGACCGCAUGUGAGACUCGAUUCAAUGUUACGGAAUCACUCGUCAGAAGAAAGUUCGCCGUCAGUCUCAGGGAGAUUAUCCUACAGCCAAGUAGACAGUCCUCGUUCACAAAGGUCUGUCUUGUCAAUUCCUGAGACAAUCAUGUCUAGCAUCGAACAUGAAGUGUACAGUGAAGAUAAUUUGAAGCCACACUCCAGGACUAGUCUUUCAAGCCUAGCCGAGUGGUCCAGCCAUUCUCUUGAAAGACGAGGAGAACUGAGCAUCGCUGGGUUGUCUAUAGGGGAAGGAAGAAAUAUCGCUGGAAUUUCUCGUCGCACAGAUGUCACGAGUGCUCAAUCGCCUAAUCGGUCGGACACCCAAGCACUUGACUACGGUCCAGGGUCGUAUGCAUCACGGCGGUCGUCUUGUAGUCUAUCAGAGGAAUGGGCGUCAGAAGUUGAAGACUCGGAUGGCUUGUCACACCACGAGCGUAGGACUAAACAUCGGAAUGCUGCGAGUUUGUCCAGCUACUCCUAUUCCGGAUCCCGGUAUUCUGCUUCAACUUCUGAUGGGAAUAGAGGCAAUGGAGGAUACUAUAAUCGCAAACGAAAUGAUUCCAGCUUAACCAAUUCCACUUUCUCAAGUCGUGGCGCGCCCAAAAAGCGCGAUGGGAACUCCACAUCUGGGUCUAAGCUGGCGGUGCAAUUUGGAAAACACGGAAACAGGAAGGACCGAGUUGGGAGUCAAGGCCAAUUCAGGACCAGCGACGACACGGCUAUACCGCUGGAUUCAAUCUCGCCUCAGGAAGCCAUUGCGGUGUUCCACGACGAGGUGGCCCAAAUGAUGUUUGAAGAAGGUCUAGAUUGCUGUGAAGCGAAUGACGUCGAGGAGUUUCUUGAUGGAUACAUGCGGCUACGGUCGCCCUUUUAUCUAUCCAUGGUAGACGAUUUCUUUAGAGCUGUGUGCGUAGAUUGUUAUAAACGACCAGUGGAUCUCCCUGUUGAAAGCACACCUCCCAGUCUUAACAGGUUGGGAUCAUCCAUUACAAGCUCCAAAUCUACGAGGUCGGAAUCGCAAGCUCACAACCUCAACUUAGCCUAAUCCGAUUCUGAGUCUAUCAGCAGCCAUUGAGGUUGAACAUCACAACCAGAUCAUUAGAAAAUUUGUUUCCCGAAUUUCGAGAUUCAACAACAAACUGCCUGAGCACACCAUUUCCUCGUCUUUCAUGUCGACCGUUUCUGGAUUUGAUCCAGCUUUUGACCUUAAGGAUUGUUGCGCCGUGCUUCACUGCGCAGUUCGGAGAUCAGCGUGGCCUCGCAGGGUACGAAAACCGUUAGUAGUUUAGGGGAAGAGUUUCUAUGCAGUUUUGAUGUGGUCUGACUAUUUGUUCUCCAUUACUUGAUCUAUACAAAGAUUUCAUUAUGAAGGUUA
Molecule: messenger RNA, 3307 nt
Organism: Physcomitrium patens
Lineage: Eukaryota; Viridiplantae; Streptophyta; Bryopsida; Funariales; Funariaceae
Biological process (GO): negative regulation of DNA-templated transcription
Source: RefSeq, a predicted model, not a curated record